CCUAACUAAACCGCAGCAAUUAUUGUUCCUUCUGUCUUUGAAAACGAAAACUUUGUAAAAGGUAGAAAUCGCUCGAUUUGUCUUUCUCUUGACUAAAUUACUUUCAAUUCAUACAACCAUGGAAAUUCUACCGAGUGUAACCUGGGUCUCGGUUAGUCUACCAGUUGUAGCGAGUGUAAGCGCCGUUGCAUUGUCUAUCCAGCGUGGCCUUUAUCACAAACGUCAGCAACAAGAAGAAGGUGGUAUUUCCCUAUCGACUGACGGACGGCUGCCUCUUCGAACCGAUUCUAAAAGGGAUUUAAGCGUUCCCUUUGAUGACACAAAUCGUAUUACACGUAUUACGUACUGCACCUUGCUACUAGCUACAUUGUCUGCAAUGGAUCUGUAUGCUAAUGUUACUCAUGUCAAGAACGAUCCUAACAAUGUUCACCUGAUCGCUUCUUCUACAGGUAUCUUCAUAUCAUGGCUUUAUGCUUUUGUUCUUGCAAUAACCUCUCGUCAUUAUCGUCUACCCAAUGAAUGGGGUUGGGUAUUGAAUGUUCACCUCUGCAUCUUCUAUACCAUUGCAUUUUGUUUUUCUGUCUAUCAAUUCUGUCUAGAUGUAAUUAUCGGGUCCCCACAGAUGCCAUGGUUGGAAUCAUUGUCACUAUUAUUACCUGUAUUAUUAGGAUUUGAUUUGGUUUAUGUUACUGCGACUAUGAAACAAGGCCCGCCAUUUUUGGACGAAAAAGAUCGUCCGGUGUGUAACAUAAACGUUGAUUCAAUCUUUGGUAAAUUGUCCUUUAAUUGGGUUACAAAUGUAGUUCGUGUUGUCUCCAAGAAGAAAGGCGAAAUGACGGACCAGGAUUUACCUGUUUUGACCCCUGAGUUUCGCGCACAUAAUAUAUUCUAUAUCUUUGGCGCUUCGCGGGGAAAAGGCUCACUUUUAUAUCGCUUACUUAAGGCCAAUGCCGCGGAUAUAGUCAUUCAAGUAUCUUUAGCUAUUAUUGCUUCGUUUUUGUACUAUGCUCCCGCUUUCUUCAUGAAUCGCUUGCUCCAACUCCUUCAAGAUGUUAGUAAUGGUGUGUAUUAUGAAGAUGCUAUGAUGUACGGGACCUUAAUUGUGAUUGGUAUGGGCGUGUCUAUUGUUAUUCUGGGUAUUAUCACUGGUCAACUCUGGUAUCAUGCUUCCUGCUCUCUUCAAACUCGCGUGAGAACCAUGUUAAACGUUGAAGUGUACCAAAAAUCCCUUCGUCGUCGCGAUCUUUCUGUUGCUUCUUCUGAAAAGGCUGAUGAUAAAGAAUCCAAAGAUACUGAUAAAAAGGAGGACGAGGACUCAUUAGCUUCUACUGGUGCUAUUAUCAAUUUAAUGGGUACUGAUGCCAGUCGUAUUGCUGAUUUCGCUGCCGUUUGGUUUGCUAUUAUUUCUGCUCCUCUUGAACUCAUCACGGGAUUCUACUUUCUAUACCAACUCAUGGGCGUUUCUUGUUUUUAUGGCUUACUGAUCAUGAUUGUCAUUUUACCCAUUAACCAUUUUAAUGCUAAGAUUUUUUCAAAAACUCAAGAUCGUUUGAUGGAAGCCCGUGAUAAACGUGUUUCGCUUAUGAAUGAAGUCCUUUUGGGCAUUCGUCAAAUUAAGUUCUUUGCCUGGGAAAAAAAAUGGGAAGAGCGUAUUAUGGAAGCAAGAAAUCUCGAACUCCAUCAGUUGAGUAUUACAUAUGUUAAUGGUGUAUUUUUCUCUCUGGUCUGGCAAGGCGCACCUAUAUUAGUAACACUUGUUUCAUUUUUUGCUUUUACAAAGAUUCAAGGAUACGAAUUAAAUGCACCUAUUGCAUUUACUGCCAUUAGUAUAUUUGCUGAGCUUCGUUAUGCACUAAAUGUUAUUCCUGAAACACUAAUCGAUAGUAUACAAGCGCUCUCCAGUUUAAAACGUAUUACAAAGUUUUUAGAAGAAGAUGAAAUUGAUCCCGUUCUUCCUGGAGACAAUCAAGCCUCUGUUAAGAUUGGAUUUGAAAAUGCUACUAUUGGUUGGAAGAAACCACUUCCAAAUCAAAGCACUGCUGACGAAGAAGCAAGUUUUAUUCUUAAAAAUAUUGUAGCCGAGUUCCCUAACAACGAGCUUAGUUUGGUCAGUGGUUCUACUGGUUCCGGAAAGACCUUAAUGCUUCUUGGUCUACUGGGUGAAGCUAUCUUGUUAGACGGUAAGAUUUCUUGCCCUCGUGUACCUCUUGCCGAUACUAUCUUUUCUGAAUUCGGGCCUAUUUCUGAAGAUAUCAACUCGGAUGAAUGGAUUUUGGAUCGCUCCUUGGCCUAUGUGUCUCAAACUCCCUGGUUACAAAACGCAUCCAUUCGUGACAACAUUUUGUUUGGAUUUCCCUACAUUGAAUCACGUUAUAACAAUACUUUGACUGCCUGUGCUCUUGAUAAAGAUCUGAGUAUUUUUGAAGACGGUGACGGCACUGAAAUUGGUGAGAAGGGUAUCACUCUCUCUGGUGGUCAAAAGGCGCGAGUUGCAUUAGCCAGAGCUGUUUACUCUCGUGCCAAAAAUGUUUUGAUGGAUGAUGUUUUGAGUGCUGUAGAUGCACAUACUGCUAAACAUUUAUAUGACAACUGUUUGAUGGGACCUCUCAUGAGAAAUCGUACUCGAAUUCUUGUUACACAUCAUAUCAAGCUUUGCAUUAAAGGUUGUAGCUUUUUGGUUCAUAUUGAUAAUGGUCGUGCUGGUGUGGUUGGGUCGCCUGAAGAGUUGCGUCAAUCUGGUGCUUUGCAAAAGAUCAUCGAAGAGGAUAAUGAAUUUGAAGACGAUCAAGAUGCUUCUGAAGAAGCCGCCAUUGAAAAUAUUGACAACUCUUCAACCACUACCGUCGCUUCCGGAACUGACACUAAUACAAAGAAAGAUCAGAAGGCAGCCCGUGUACUAGUUGAAGAUGAAACGCGUGCUUCUGGAGCAGUUAAAUUUAGAUUAUACAAAAUUUAUUUCUCAAUGGUUGGUAAUGCUGGCUUUUGGCUUGUCAUGACUCUUUUUGUCAUUGGCGCCCGUUCCUUGGAAAUUGGAGAGAGUUGGUGGAUCAAGAUUUGGGCUCAAUCUUACACAAACAACCCAAAUGAUAAUACCACAAUUUCUGCUUUUAACGCUGGUUUAGGUGCUCGUACUCAUGACCUCGGCAUGAUGAUGAUGCCUGACUUUUCGCAGACUUCGGUGGUCACUGCUUUGAAUAAUGGAACCUCUCACACAUCUUCCGACGGAGUUAAUCAUCUGAACUAUUAUUUGAGUAUAUACUGUCUAAUUACUUGUGGAAACGUUAUUGUUGGCUCCCUACGAUAUGCUUUGAUGUACUGGGGUGCUCUCAAAGCAAACCGUCAAUUAUAUGGGUCUCUUCUUCAUCGGGUAUUCCGUGCUCCUCUUCGUUUCUUUGAUACAACCCCCACAGGUCGUAUUUUGAACAGAUUUGCCAAGGAUUUUGAAGCUGUCGACUCCAAGAUUCCCAGCGAUUUCAUGCUCUUUGUUGUUCAAUGGUUUAUGAUUAUUACAACUGCUAUUACAGUAUGCGUUGUUAUGCCAGCCCUUUUUAUUCCAAUGUUUGUUAUUGCAGCAAUCAAUAUAUUCGUUGGGUUGGAGUAUGUUAAAAGCUCCCGUGAGUUUAAGCGUUUGGAUUCUGUAACAAGAUCACCUAUAUUCUCCAAUUUCACUGAGACCAUUUCUGGUGUUGCUACCAUUCGUGCUUUUGGUGCAUCUCAACAGUUUCUUCAGGUUAUGAUGGAGUGCAUCGAUGCCAAUGUCCGUCCCUUUGUAUACUCUUGGACUGUUAAUCGAUGGGUUAGUGUCCGAUACUCGAUGACUUCUGCUGUAGUCAACUUUAGUGCUUGCGCAAUUGUGCUUUAUAACAUGGACAAAAUAGACGUAGCCUUAGCAGGCUUUGCUUUGAGUUUUGUACUGUUGUUUACUGAUAAUAUGUUCUGGGGUAUCCGCCAAUACACUGGGUUGGAAAUGAGUUUCAACGCCAUCGAACGUAUUGUUGAAUUUAUGGAAAUGGAUCAAGAAGCUGCUGCUAUAUCUAGUUUUAGACCCCCACCUCAAUGGCCUACCCAAGGUGAGAUUGAAGUGAAGGAUUUGGAAGUGAGAUACGCUGCCGAUUUGGAUCCCGUCUUGAAAGGUCUUACAUUCUCUGUCAAGCCUCAGGAAAAGAUUGGUAUUGUAGGUAGAACGGGUAGUGGUAAAUCUACACUUGCAUUAUCGUUUUUCCGUUUUGUGGAAGCUUCACAAGGUUCCAUUACUAUUGACAAUAUAGAUAUUAAAGAUCUUGGUACAGAAGAUCUCCGUUCCAAUUUGACCAUUAUUCCUCAAGAUCCUACCUUGUUUUCUGGCACACUUCGCUCAAAUAUGGAUCCAUUCCAGGAAUUCCAGGACGAAGAUAUUAUUGCGGCGCUCCAACGAGUUCAUCUGGUUCCAAGCAGUGCUAAUAGUAGUAUCCAGAGUUUCAACAGUGGAGAAGAGGUCAAUGCCAAUGUAUUCAAAGAUCUCGAUACAAACGUCAGCGAAGGUGGCAAAAACUUUUCUCAAGGUCAACGUCAAUUAUUAUGUCUCGGCCGUGCACUUUUGAAAAGUAGUCGCGUUGUCUUGAUGGACGAGGCUACUGCAAGCGUCGAUUUCGAGACAGACAAGGCAAUUCAAAAAACGAUUACCACCGAGUUUUCUGAUAGUACAAUUUUGUGUAUUGCUCAUCGUUUACAUACGGUGAUUGAAUAUGAUCGUAUUUUGCUAUUGGAUCAAGGACGUAUUAUUGAAUUUGAUAAUCCUUUGACAUUGAUCAACAAUCCCGAGUCAUCAUUUUACAAAAUGUGUCGUAAUUCUGGUGAAUUUGAUAGCUUAUUAGAACUUGCUAAAUCAAAACAUCAACUUGUUGAAGUAUAGAAUAUUAUCCCUAUCUAUCAACCCCCUUGCAUCCAGGACUAUUAUCAUAAAGAGAAUAGUAGUUAAUAAUAAAAAUACUUUAUUAAUAAUUAA
Messenger RNA from Mucor mucedo, 4984 nucleotides. Its product is annotated as P-loop containing nucleoside triphosphate hydrolase protein. Bases 119 to 4891 code for a protein of 1590 amino acids. Gene Ontology annotation, molecular function: ATP binding; ATP hydrolysis activity; ABC-type transporter activity. Gene Ontology annotation, cellular component: membrane. The transcript is spliced from 3 exons. The record is from RefSeq and is a predicted model, not a curated record. Gene Ontology annotation, biological process: transmembrane transport. Lineage: Eukaryota; Fungi; Mucoromycota; Mucoromycetes; Mucorales; Mucoraceae.